GGAGAGAGAGUUCCUACAUACAGGAGAAAACGCUGGUUCACAGCAAACUCUCUUCAUAACCGAGGAAGACUUUUACUCCCUCUUUUGCUCCUCCUCUGAAGUUAAAGCUCUUGAUCAUUUACAUUAAACUCCUAAUAGUCUAGAAGAAGCUCUUUAUUGUCCGGUAAAUUCAGAACAUUCAAGCAGAUUAGAAGAUUGUAAGAUAACUGGCAUCUUUACCGGACAACUACGGCGCCAGCCAAACUGACCUCUAAUAAACAAGGAGACCUCCCUAAUAUUGUAUCACGCUGUGUUUUAGAACGGCCGUGCCUGGAAUCUCCAGAACUUUUCCUUGGACUGUUGAAUACGUUCUAGAGUGGGUUCUGGAACUAGAAUGAGCUCCAGAGUUCCCGUUGGGACAAUGUUGUUGGUGAUGAUGACCAUGUUCUCCAUGUCCUCACCGGGACAAUGUCAGAGCCACCCCAACCUCACGGUCGCGGACCUCCACCCUGCCCUCCACAGCACAGACACCCCCCUCAUAGAGUUCCAGGAUGCCCAGGGACACUCCUCAUCUGGGGGCCUGGAUGGCGACAAGACACCCCUGAGAUCUAGAACCAGCAUAUACUCCCCCACGCAGUUCCCUGACCCGGGACACAGACAACUCCAACAAAGACCCCAUCAGCCCUCCUUCACCUCCUCCCACUCCUCCAACAGCUCCUCCCAGGAGGUCCGUGUCCAGACGACACCCCCUGUCUGUCUGCAGGUGACCUCCAUUAAGAAGGCCUUUAAGUACAUCAACACGAUAAUAAGCUGUGUGAUCUUCGCUGUGGGGAUGGUGGGUAACGCCACCUUGCUGAGGAUAAUCUACCUGAACAAAACCAUGAGGAAUGGACCCAACGCCCUGAUAGCCAGCCUCGCCCUGGGGGAUUUGAUCUACAUCUCUGUAGACAUACCCAUCCAUGUGUAUAAGCUGCUGGUUGGCUCCUGGCCUUUUGAUGACAGCUCCAUGGGUCUGUUCCUCUGCAAGCUGGUCCCGUUCCUCCAGAAAGCUUCGGUUGGCAUCACCGUGCUCAACCUGUGUGCCCUCAGUGUGGACAGGUAUCGUGCAGUGGCGUCGUGGAACAGGGUACAGGGUGUAGGUGUCCCCAUGGUAACGGCACUAGAGAUCAUUUCUAUAUGGUUGUUAUCCAUCCUGCUGGCCGUGCCGGAGGCAGUGGGAUUCAACAUGAUCACCUUUGAUUACAGAAACACAACGAUCAGGACCUGCAUGCUCCGCCCACAGACACGGUUCAUGAAGUUCUACCAGGAUGUCAAGGACUGGUGGAUGUUCGGGUUCUAUUUCUGUGUUCCGCUGGCGUGUACCGGAGUGUUCUACACGCUCAUGACCUGUGAGAUGUUGCGCCACAGAAAAGGAUCCCUUCGCAUAGCGCUCAGUGAACACCUCAAGCAGCGCAGGGAGGUAGCCAAGGCCGUGUUCUGCCUGGUCCUGAUCUUCGCUUUGUGCUGGUUCCCGCUUCAUUUCAGCCGCAUCCUGAAGAAGAUGAUUUAUAUGCCACUCGACGCUGGGCGCUGUGAACUAUUGAACUUCCUGCUGGUCCUGGAUUACUUUAGUAUCAACCUGGCAACAAUAAACUCCUGCAUCAACCCCAUUAUCCUCUACUUUGUCAGCAAGAAGUUCAAAAACUGCUUCAAGUCCUGUCUAUGCUGUUGGUGUGGCUCCGGUUCAUUGGUAAACAGUCUGACGCCUUUGAAUGUCAAUGGGACCAGUCUGCAGUACAAGAACCCUGAUCAACAAAUCAACAACAACAACAACCAGGACCAUAAAGACUCUGACUGAACAUGGAGUGUGCUUCAUGUGUGUGUGUAUGUGUGUGUGUGUGUGUGUGUGUUUGUUUACAACAAUAGAUUGGAUGCCCUUUGGCCGUUAUUCACCAACUGUUUUCAUCUGCAAAAUGUGGCCAUUUAUAUCAUAUAAUAUUAUAUUGUCCAAACAUUUCAUUCACUGACAUGGUUAGAGAACCUGUCUGUUUCCCACUAUGAAGUAUAUUGUAGUGUAAAUGAAUGCAUUGAAUUGCAUUGAAUGCUCCCUCCUGAUGGUCGCUUGGUCAUCGGGAAGACAAUGAAGGUGGAGGUCCGACCAGUGAUUACAUUGAAAUGGUGCAAGCUACUCGGUAGCGAUUUCCUGCUAAAUCCACCUCUUGGACCCUACAGUCCUCUAUCCUUCUCUAUGGUCUCAACACUUGGUCUAUGGUCUCAACAGACUCCGAGGGGUGAAAGAUCUCUUUUGUGACAUUUAGGUGAAAGGUCAUCAUGAAGACCAACGAUUCAAAGCUUGCUAACGAGACACUUGGUACAUCAAGUCAAAGAUCAUAAAUGUGUGUGUGUUGGCACACUGCAAUCUUUAUGAUAAAUAAUGUACUGGG
Messenger RNA from Esox lucius (northern pike), 2402 nucleotides. Its product is annotated as endothelin-1 receptor. The transcript is spliced from 9 exons. Gene Ontology annotation, cellular component: membrane. Gene Ontology annotation, biological process: vasoconstriction; regulation of blood pressure; G protein-coupled receptor signaling pathway. Gene Ontology annotation, molecular function: endothelin receptor activity. The coding region runs from base 374 to 1816 and encodes 480 amino acids. The record is from RefSeq and is a predicted model, not a curated record. NCBI's taxonomy places the organism in Eukaryota, Metazoa, Chordata, Actinopteri, Esociformes, Esocidae.